Molecule: messenger RNA, 1915 nt
Organism: Corythoichthys intestinalis (scribbled pipefish)
Lineage: Eukaryota; Metazoa; Chordata; Actinopteri; Syngnathiformes; Syngnathidae
Gene: gpr137
Product: G protein-coupled receptor 137
Exons: 8
Coding region: 242-1408 (388 amino acids)
Biological process (GO): positive regulation of TORC1 signaling
Cellular component (GO): lysosomal membrane
Source: RefSeq, a predicted model, not a curated record
GCCCACAUGGAAAUCUUCUGAUGAAAGAUGGCCGCCAGUUACAUACGCCGCCGACUACGCCUUUCCACAUAUAGCCUUAUAUAUGUGAUAUCUGAAGUUUGACAUCUGUCGUCGGUACCGCUGCUUCCCUUAAAAAUAAUAAGCACAGUAGAAGAGUCAGCGUGUCCUCCAUCAGUUAUCCAAUGCUAAUUUGCAGUUGAGAGUAAAGUCAUCAUGGACCUGUAAAAGUGUCCGGACUGCCAUGGAAGCUCCAGUCACAGCAGCCCCUCCUCUCAACUCGUCAACCCUGCCCACCCCUCUACCCCUACGUCCGGCUCUGCCUCCCUCGGUCAGGCUCGGCUUCACCAUCCUGUACACGGUGCUGUACGGUGGCGUUUUCCUGGUUGUGUACGCCCAGCUCUGGCUUCUCCUUCGCUACAGACACAAACGUUGGAGCUAUCAGAGCAUCUUUCUUUUCCUCUCCCUGCUGUGGGCCGCCCUGCGCACAACCUUGUUUUCUUUUUACUUUCGGAACACUCUGGAGGCCAACCGCCUCCCUGUGGCGGUCUACUGGCUCUUCUACUGCUUCCCUGUCUGCUUACAGUUUUUCACACUGAGCCUUAUCAACUUGUAUUUCACUCAGGUGCUACUCAAAGCCAGAGAAACUUACAGCGCUGAUGUGGAAAAACGAUUGUGUGCGGCCCGCUGCACGUACGGGACGCUAAACGCUAUCUUCCUUUGCGUCAACGUGGCCUGUGCGGCACUCGCAGACCACGGGGAAAGCAAAGGAAUGCUGCACACCUGGAAUUUAGUCCUGGUCCGUGUACUUGUCAAUGACUUGCUGUUCAUCUUGGAUGCGGUGUUGCUAGCUGCCUUGCUGCUGCUGCUGCUGCUGACCCGACACUCUCGUUCGACUGGAUCGCAACUGACUAGAAAGGGGACCAUAGUGUGUCGCACAGCAACACUGGGCGCAGCAGUCAUCUUCCUGUUUACCAGCAGAGCUUGCUACAACCUCAGCGUCUUGUUUCUGUCUCAGAACCACCAUAUUGAGUCUUUUGGCUUCGACUGGUACAAUGUCUCUGAUCAGGCUGACCUGCGUAAUGACCUUGGCGACAGGGGCUACCUGGCUUUCGGUGCCAUUCUCUUCAUCUGGGAGCUGCUACCGACCACUCUUCUCAUUGUCAUCUUCAGAGUUCGCCGUCCUACUCAAGAGGUCAACAACUUGACCGUCAACAACAGGGUUCUACCUCGUCAUUUUUUCUUCGACGAUCCUCAAGGUAGUAGUGAGGAAGUAGCUGCUCCAUGGACUUCUACGUACAGCCCACAAUCAAGCUGGUACGUAGCAGAGACCACUCCUCUACUGUUUGCCAACAACCCCCCAAACCAGAAUCACCAACACCACUCUUUUUACUCUACCCCGCAAAACUGACAGCAAAUAUAAGCGUGGACUGUGGCGCUCAAGGAAAAACAAAACCAGCUUAACAGCCAGUACAUUUUGCACUGAAAAGCCUCAGGAACUGUCAACAAAAAUGCUAUGUGCACCUUCUAGUUGUUGUAACAAUUACAUUGAAAAAUAGAUUGUUGUUCAAAGGGAAUGAAUUUGACAUAGAUUGCCAAAAAAUGAGUCUCAGCUAAACGUGAACUUUGGUUGCGUGCAUUUUAUCACCUGGACCAUCAAUUUAUUGUUAAAAUUGACAAAUAGGUAGCUCUUACAAUUCCUCGAAAAGCUUCAUUUGCAUUCCUUUAUUAGAAUGUAUUUACUAGUGGGAAGGGACAAUGAAAACCUACCACUGCUACAGAUGAACUGGAAGCUUUUCAUUCCACUUUGUUUUACUUCGUGAUCAUUCGUAUUUGAAAGUUUUAAGUUAUUGUAUUAACAGUUUGGUUGACAACUGUAGAAAGCAAUUCUGACAAUCACAUUUACUUUGUAAAAAAA